Molecule: messenger RNA, 3942 nt
Organism: Labrus bergylta (ballan wrasse)
Lineage: Eukaryota; Metazoa; Chordata; Actinopteri; Labriformes; Labridae
Product: gap junction gamma-1 protein-like
Biological process (GO): cell-cell signaling
Cellular component (GO): connexin complex
Molecular function (GO): gap junction channel activity
Source: RefSeq, a predicted model, not a curated record
UGACACAAUCAAGCUCUCCUCAGUCCAGUCUCCUUGAUAAAAGACAAUACAUUACCCAAAUUAGCAGAAACUUCCCUUUAGCUGAAACUAUGACCAAAUUUUACAGUGUGGGCGUCAACAUAACAUUUUUUGCUGGUAUUCGGCGAUGGUGAUUUUGCAUUCCCUGAAGAGUAGUUCACCUUCUUGCCGGUGUACUUGUGAAGCCUUAACGUGUAUCCAGCUUUGUUUGACGGAGCGGACCGGCGCCAAAUGUGAGUCUGAUGAAGUGAGGAUGCUGUGGGGAGUUCGCACAUGAGGCACAUGGGGUUUGAAAACUCUUGUUUUGUUGCUGGCCGGGGAAACUACGAGGAUUUGAAGGACAAAACAAAAAGAGGGUAGUAACAGGAGGUGUGAGUUGCCUCUCACUGCUGUCUCCCUGCCACUACCAUGAGUUGGAGUUUCCUGACUCGCCUGCUGGAAGAAAUCCACAACCACUCCACAUUCGUGGGCAAGAUCUGGCUCACGGUACUCAUUGUGUUCCGCAUCGUGCUGACAGCCGUGGGAGGCGAGUCCAUCUACUACGAUGAGCAGAGCAAGUUUGUCUGCAACUCGGGCCAGCCGGGCUGUGAGAACGUCUGCUAUGACGCCUUCGCUCCCCUCUCGCACGUCCGCUUCUGGGUUUUCCAGAUCAUACUGGUGGCCACACCCUCACUCAUGUACCUGGGCUACGCCGUCAACAAAAUCACUCGCGCAGAGGAGCAGGCGGGCUUUGGGGGAGGUGGAGUUGGUGGAUAUUCACGGAGGAAAUCCAAGAAGCACUAUAUGUCAGGCAGGAAGCAGCACAGGGGCAUUGAAGAGGCAGAGGAUGACCAAGAGGAGGACCCGAUGAUCUAUGAGAUGGCAGAGGUGGAGAGCGAUGCCGGUGGAGCACCAAAAGAAAACAGUGGUGAUGGACAGGCGAAGGGUAAAGUACGCCAUGACGGGCGGCAGCGUAUCAAAGCAGAUGGACUGAUGCGUAUUUAUGUGCUUCAGCUCCUGGCCCGCUCCCUGCUGGAGGUGGCCUUCCUGUGUGGACAGUACGCUCUGUAUGGUUUCGCUGUUCCCGCCUCCUACGUGUGCUCAGACCUGCCCUGUCCUCACAGCGUUGACUGCUUUGUGUCACGACCAACUGAGAAAACCAUUUUCCUCCUCAUCAUGUACACCGUCUCCCUGCUAUGCCUGGCUCUCAACAUAUGGGAGAUGCUACACCUGGGAGUAGGUACCAUCUUUGACAUUAUGCGCUACCACAGGUCUGAGCUCUCCGAUGACGAGCUGUACGGGCUCACGCGGACACGAGGCUCUAACAAUGCUGGAUUGAGUGGAGAGGAUUACAGCAGCUACCCUUUUUCAUGGAACGCACCAUCAGCGCCACCUGGCUACAACAUCGCCAUCAAGCCUCCUCUGGUAUCUACAGGACACCACGAACAGCCACUUCCCAUCACCGAUCUCAGUAACGCCAAGAUGGCAUGCAGGCAGAACCACGUGAACAUCGCCCAGGAGGAGCGCCAGCAGUACACCAAUAAUGAUGAGAACCUGUCCGCACAUGGGAUGGGAGAUUCCCCCCGAGGUGUUCAUAAGGACAUUUGUCAGCCUCAGAGCAGGCUGCAGGCUGACAGUCAGGCCUACAGCCAGCCACAGAUCCACAGUAAUAGCCACAGCAAGCCUCAGCGUGAACGCAAACACAGACAGGCUUCCAAACACACCGCGAGCAAGACAGACGGAGACCGAGGCAGCAGCACAAGCAGCAGCAGCAAAUAUGGAGUCAUAAAGGGUUCAGAGUGGAUCUAAGAUACAGACUUUGACUUUUGAUGUUGUAGAUGUUUAAUAAUGAAAAUCCUUCUCACACUGACACAAUAUCUAUGCUUGUGUUGUGUGUCCAUACUACAAACACAUGGACACAUCUCCCAGUCAAUAGUUUUCAUUAGGAAUGUUUCCAAACACUAUUUCCCUGUCGAGUCAACAUAUCUUUAAAUUCAGACUAUUCUGGAUUAGUCUGAAGUUAAGAAAAACUCAGAGAACAACCAACAUUGAGCACAACCUCUUUAACAAAGCUCAACAUGAAGUCUACAGGUAAACACUGUCAAAUGGGUUUGCAGAAUGUGGCUAACGUUAGCAGUGCUAGCACUUCCAGCCUUUGAUCCGCUUUUCAGGUUUGUGUCCACAUGCCUGUGCUGGUUACUUAUUGCUCUGUAUGAGUGGUUAUAUGCCCAUUUAACCUGAUGAAGCUUACAUACAACUUUGUCUCCAUUUUCUUGAUCAAAAGGUCAAUCAUUUGUUUACUCACUAGUAAGUCUGGUGCCUACUAGUGAGGAUGACUAUGUUUAAUCUUUUUGUUGGCUAAUCGCGGACAUCCCUACUUUUCAUGCCAUUAAAAUUCGUAAAUGUAAAUAUUAGUAUCAGAAUCUUCCUUGCAUCAACUGGCAGAUCGUUUUGUCCUAUGAACACUUAACACUAAUUUUUUUUUGCUCUAGAUCUUUAAACAGAGAGAUGACGUGUAUAAAAAGCAAAUUCCUGAUGCAAGUUUUAUAACCAAAAGUGUCUGAUUUAACAUUUCAAUUUAGGGCUGAAAUAAUUGAUUGAUAAAUAAUCAUAAAUAUAAUUGUCCAAACUUUGAUUAUACAUGGUUUAAGUUUUUUAUUUGUCCAAGGAAAACAUACUAAUUUACUUUAUGUUAAAUAUUUUAAAGAUUAUAUCUCUUGUUUAGGACUGAUUAUUUGACAAAAUAAAAAAAACGAAGCAACAACUUAAUGUGUUGGAUAAAACAUUUCAUUGGUUUGUGGUUUAACAACAAUCUUGAAAUAAUAUUAGGUAAACCCCUUUUAGGCCUUUUAGGAUUGCGGUCAGCAUUGCCGUUGUGCUGAAAUAUGUUUUAUACAGUGCAUAAAAGAACAUAAAAAAACAUUGGGUCCAAGGUAAUUGUCAGCCUCUGAAAGUGUUGAUGUCCUUAUGAUACUGAUACGUUUGUAUUACAGUGUCAGUUUAAUGUAUAAAGCAAAGUAUUCAAGAAGCUUUAAAACGACAGAACAAGAUAGAUUCUGCUACUAAUAUGUGUAUCUAAAUUUCAAAGCUAACCAAUGGGGUUGAUGUUAAGGGAAUGGGAAACGACAAAAACAGAGGAAAAAGCUGGAUUAGUGUUUCUUGCCACUGUGUUCAACAUUUCACUGUUGUGUGUGAAAGUACCAAAAUAACAGUUUAUUUUAUCGUACAUUCUCUGCAGGAAGUAGACUGUUGUCAUUUAUUUUUGGUGAAUAUGCAGAUGCUGCUAUGCUGAAACCUGAGAUGCCUUACUAAAACAAACUUUGUCAAAAUGCUUCCACAGACUCUGCAUCACUUUCAGUACAAGUAUUGAAAAAGAUUUUUUUUUUACACAAAAGAUCCCACUUUUGAAACUACACAAGGGUUGAUGUUUAAGAAAGAUAGCUGUUGUUCAAUAUACGAGUAUUACUAUUUACACCAGGCUUGAUUUGGAUUGUUUUUUCACAGCCAUAAUCAGUAUGUUUUCGGUAGGUACAUUUAAAGUGUUCAUGCGUCGAGAGAGAAAAAGAGGUCUCAUUCUUAUUUUGAAUCAAUGUCAUUCGAAGUGUUUUGGAAAGUUAAAUUGCUUCUCUCUUUGUUCAGACUGUUGUCAGUGUCUUAUUGUUGAGCUGUUGCAGUUUUCUGCCAUAGGUUUUAUUUUUCUUGAGUUUAUCUUGUGAUGAUUCUCUCCAAUAAGUCUUAAGGUUGUGUUGUUAACAUAAAAAAAACCUAACCAGUGCAUCUAGCCUUUGCUAAAAGAGUUCCUUUUCAUCAGUACCCUACAUUUAUUUUUGCAGAUUUUCAAAUUGAAAUUGAAGUGAGGCAAGUCAUUUGCACUGUGACAGUGUUCUUGUGAAAAAAUAUUUUUGUAAACAAAAAUGCAUGUUUUGAAUAAAUAAUUGGUUUCAA